GUGGAUUUACCUGUUGUAGAGUUAAUGAAAGUUAUCAUGAGCAUUGUUAUGUUUAAAGCAGAUGUCUUAACAAAUGUCAGUAGACCGGGAAGAUUUUAAAAUGAGCAGUUCAUUCAUAAAUACAUAAGAUCGCUGUGGGAAUACAAGCCAGAAGUCAAAAGACAACGAGAACAGCGCUGAAAAGGGGCGGGGCUACAUAAGUGCCCAAACAACUCCUGGUUAAGUGGCUGAGAUCCCCAUGAUGCACUAUUAUAAAGAUGGCGUUUAUUAAAGAGGAGAGUGAAGAUGUGAGGAUUGAAGAAACAUUCAGGGUCAAACAUGAAGAUCCUGAGGAACAAACAAAGAUGGCGUUUAUUAAAGAGGAGAGUGAAGAUGUGAGGAUUGAAGAAACAUUCAGGGUCAAACAUGAAGAUCCUGAGGAACAAACAAAGAUGGCGUUUAUUAAAGAGGAGAGUGAAGAUGUGAGGAUUGAAGAAACAUUCAGGGUCAAACAUGAAGAUCCUGAGGAACAAACAAAGAUGGCGUUUAUUAAAGGGGAGAGUGAAGAUGUGAGGAUUGAAGAAACAUUCAGGGUCAAACAUGAAGAUCCUGAGGAACAAACAAAGAUGGCGUUUAUUAAAGAGGAGAGUGAAGAUGUGAGGAUUGAAGAAACAUUCAGGGUCAAACAUGAAGAUCCCGAGGAACAAACAAAGAUGUCAUUUAUUAAAGAGGAGAGUGAAGACAUGAAGAUCGAAGAAACAUUCAGAGUCAAACAUGAAGAGACUGAGGAACAAACAGACCUGAUGGGGCUGAAAGAGGAGAGCCAAGAACUGAAUGAAAUGGAAGAGAAAAACCAGUACGAGAAAUGUGAUGACUUCAUGCUUAGGGAAAAAUCUUUUAGUUACUCACAGACUCAUAAACCAGAACCCAUAAACAUUAAAGUCCACAUUGUAGAAAGCCCUUUCACCUGCCAACAGUGUGGAGAAAGUUUUAGUCAAAAAAAGAGUCUUAAUGGCCACAUGAGAAUUCACAAAGUAGAGGGCCGUUUCACCUGCCAACAGUGUGGAAAACGUUUCAAUCGAAAUAACAACCUUAAAGUCCACUUGAAUAUCCACACAGGAGAGAAGCCUCAUGCCUGCACACAGUGUGGGAAGAGUUUCUCACUAAACAGAGAUCUUAAGACUCACAUGAGUAUUCACACUGGAGAGAAGCCUUUUACUUGUCAACAGUGUGGAAAAAGUUUCAGUCGAAAAGACCAUCUUAACAUCCACUUGAAAGUCCACACAGGAGAGAAGCCUCAUACCUGCGCACUGUGUGGGAAGAGUUAUGGAUAUAAAGAAAGCCUUAAUCAUCACUUGAAGAUUCACUCAUCAGGAUUCAUGUCAUCUGUGUGAAAGGAGAUUCACAGACAGGAAUCACCUUGAGAAUCGUAAAAAUUCACAUCAAAGAGAAACCUUACAUGUGCCCUCAGUGUGGAAAGAGCUUCAUAAUGAAAGGAAACCUUAAAGGGUUAGUUCACCCAAAAAUGAAAUUUUUGUCAUUAAUUACUCAUCCUCAUGUUGUUCCACACCCGUAAGACCUUCAAUCAUCUUCGGAACACAAAUUAAGAUAUUUUAAUGAAAUCUGAGAAAACAAAAUUCGUCUCUCCCGUCAUUUUGCUACGCUAUUUACGCUGCAGCGCUUCCGUGUUUACAUCCAAAUGCCGGCUCAGUAUUGGCAUGCGUGUGAUGCUGACGCAGGAGCUGGCCAAUACCGAGCCCGCGUUCUAACAAUGUUUUUACUGCUUUUCUGGACCUUGAAUGUGGCGAUUUCGUUGCUUUCAGUGGAAGAUAAAAAAACCUCUUGGAUUUCAUAAAAAGUAUCUUAAUUUGUGUUCCGAAGAUGAACGAAGGUCUUACAGAUGUGGAAUGACAUGAGGGUGAGUAAUUAAUGACAGAAAUUUCAUUUUUGGGUGAAUAUUCACAUGAUAUUCACAUGAGUUCACACUAAAGAGAAGCCUUACAAGUGUCUUCAGUGUGAAAAGAGUUUCACAUACCACACAGACCUGAGACAGCAUUUGGAAACUCAUUCUGGAAAGAAACUGCCGUUUUCCUUAGUGUGACAAAAGGUUUAAAAAAAUCUGAGCAAUUUAAGCAAUAAUUUGCAUUCACUUUGGAAAAAGACAAUUCAAUUGUGAUUGUUGUAAUAAAAACAUGACUUUUACAUAUGAAAGUGAUGUAAAUGUGAGACCCUGUUGCGUUCUUUGUUGAAGAAGUUUAUUCAAGUGUUCUAUUAGUAUACUUCUUUUAAGCUAAAAAUAAUAAAGCAAACUGUGGCAAGCAGGAUGAGGCCGAGAGCCUUGAGAACGGGGCAAGGCCGGUGGCGUGAUUGAUGAUAAGCGGCACCUGCGCGCCCCACCGGUCUCCAGUUUCUCACGGAGGAGACGGAGGUGAAGGACGAGAGAGCACCAGGCCUGGACUAUUUUGCCUUAUGUUUUAUGUAUGUGCUUUUACUUUCAUUUUGUGUUUAUUUUAUAUAAUUAAAGUUGUGUUUAACGUU
Molecule: messenger RNA, 2517 nt
Organism: Ctenopharyngodon idella (grass carp)
Lineage: Eukaryota; Metazoa; Chordata; Actinopteri; Cypriniformes; Xenocyprididae
Product: zinc finger protein OZF-like
Exons: 3
Coding region: 258-1373 (371 amino acids)
Biological process (GO): regulation of DNA-templated transcription
Molecular function (GO): DNA-binding transcription factor activity, RNA polymerase II-specific; RNA polymerase II cis-regulatory region sequence-specific DNA binding
Source: RefSeq, a predicted model, not a curated record